UGCUGGUAGUUGUACUAUUUUUCAAUAUGUUGUCCUCAAUAGAUUGGUUGGAAUCUUACCUUUUACUGAAUUUAGGAUUAUGGACUAUCUCCAUUUGAAAGAACUAUAAUUUGUUCCAAUAUUUGUGUUAAGUGCAUAUGCACUUAAUUUGUGUUUGUAUAGAGAGAUCAGUACAAAAACACACACAUUGAUUUAAACAUAAUACAUUUUGUUGUCAUUGGGACCAUAUAUCUCUAAUUUUUUCCAUUUUGUUGUCAUUGUCAUCAUUGUCUAAGUCAAUACAUUUGACUGGGGUCAUCUGUUUGAAGAUCAUUUGAUGGCUUUGCUUAGUGCUAUUGAAGCGGGCCACUCUUAUCAGGGAUUGGCCUCUACUUCUAGGCAAUGUGCAAGAGAAAAUAGAGGAUUGAAAAGACUUUUAUGAUGUAUUAAUUAUGAACUUUGAGGUGGUAACUUUAAUCGUAGUAGUGUAGGGGAGGGUAAUGACUGUUUCUUUAUGAAGCCUAAAUUGAUUUCUUGGAGUGUUAUAGGCUUGAAUGAUCCUGGCAAAUGCCUUAGAAUCAGAAGUCUACUUUGGCAAUGGAAUAGAUAUAUUAUUCGCUUGCAGCAGAUUAAAUUGGAAAAUGUUUCUCUUGAAGAUGUGUUCAAAGCCUGUGGGGAUCCCCCAAAUAGAGUGGUUGUUAGUUAGCCUCUUGAGGGGCCUUUGAUGGAGUAUUGCUGGUGUGUGACAUUAGUGUGAAAGUGAUGUGUGUAUGGUGGAGCAUACUAUGGCUUAUUCCUUUAGGAAUGCUGAAGAUGCCUUUGCUUGGGCUUUGGUAGGAGUUUAUGGGCCAAAUUGCGAUUGCAAAAGAAGGUUUCUGCAUGAGUUGUCCAACUCCUAUAGACUUUAUUGGUUUAAUUUUCAUGUUUGUUUUGUGUUUUUUCUCUUCUUUCUACAUGAGUAUCUAGUACCGACUCUCAAUACCCAUUAAUGAGUGCAGUCCAAGUAACCACAUUCCUACUUGAAGUUUCAUCAGCACUGGAGCCUUAACUAAUUUACUGAACCCCUGAUAAUUACUAAUCAAAUUGUUGUCUACCUAUGGGACAGAAUCCUGUAAACAUCUCACAUCCACCAUGUAAUCUUACAACCUUUUUUAAACUAUGAAUCAGUCAAAAUCAGUGCGCAAGCCAGCCAAUAUUGAGCCACUAACUAUCAAAUAGUCAUCAGAAAGAUUGCCGUUUGGGUUUUCUUAGGGUAUAGAGAUAUUGCUUUGGUUUUGAUAGUGGAACAUCGAGUUCAGAUCUUUUGUACAAAAAACAAUGAAAAUUCGUGGUGGCCCUAUAAUGCUUAUUAUUUCCUGACCGUAAUUUUUCUUGUGGGGAAUGCGGGGCUUGGCUUGGCCCAAAAGCUGGCUCUCUACCUUGGUGGGGGUGGGCUGCGGGGAGGGUAGCAUCCCUAAUUGGUUGUAUACUCCAUGUGUGUUAUUGUAUAUACUAGAUAGUCAUUCUUACCAUGUAUAGAUAGUUAGGAACUUAUACGUUGGCUGUUACCUUGUAUAUUUCUUACCUUGUAAGGAAUGGUUGAUUGCCUAGUUAAUGAGAAGGAGGCUGCGCACAUAGCAGACAAGUUUUUCCAAAAAGUUCUUUGAGUAUUCUCGGUUCCUUGGCAAUUUGACAUGGUAUCAAGAGUAGGAUCAUAGUUUUCCUGUCUUCUACGAAUGUUUUUUCCUUUCUUGGGGGCUUCUUUGUGGGUUCUUCAUUCUCGGUGCUGUUUGAGUUUGUGUUUGGCCUUUCGUGUGCUUCUCGGUGCCGUCAGAGUUUGUUCUUGGCCUCUCGUUUGACUAUCGACAUUGUCUGAGUUGAAGUCUGGGGUUACUUGUGAUUUUCGGCGCCCUCUGAGUGCUUCUUGUGCAUUAUCGGUGCUGUCUGUGUCGGUUUUUGGCGUUCCUAGUGUUUUUCGACCCCGUCUGUUGCUCUGUGGGAUUUCAUCUCAUUGUCGGUACUUUUCUUUUUCUGGUUUUUGGGAUUUUGACGCAGAGUACUAUGUUCUUUUCUUUUUGACGCAGAGUUAUUUUUUUUUGGCCUGGGUGUUAUCUCUGAAUCUAGGACACAUGGUUGUUGUCUCUGCAGCAAUUGGGUGUUAUUUUUUUUGUAGUUCCUAAAUCUUGUCGCUGCGACAUCUCUCUGGUGGACAUUCUUGUGGCUGCAUCAUGUCAUCAGAUAAGUUCGAUUCCUUUCAUCUUCGUUUUACUGGCAAAAAUUAUUCAGCUUGGGAGUUUCAGUUUCAAUUAUUUGUCAAGGGGAAAGAGUUGUGGGGUCAUAUUGACGGGAGUGAUCCUGCACCUAGCGAUGUAGAGGCUUUGUCUAAGUGGGAAAUCAAAGAUGCUCAGCUUAUGACCUGGAUUCUUAGCUCGGUUGAGACUCACCUUGUUCUCAAUAUGAGGCCUUAUAAAACUGCCGCUGAUACGUGGAAUUACCUUAACAAGGUUUACAAUCAAGACAACACGGCUCAAUGCUUUCAAUUGGAGUAUGAGAUGGCUAAUUUCACACAGGGAAGUCUCUCCAUUGAGGAAUAUUUUUCUGGUUUUCAAAAUUUGUGGGCUGACUAUUCAGACAUUGUUUAUGCUAAUGUUCUCGCUGCAGCUCUCUUUGCCGUUCAAGUAGUGCAUGAAACAAGCAAGAGAGAUCAAUUCUUGAUGAAGCUCUGUUCCGAUUUUGAAAUUGCACAUUCUAAUUUGAUGAAUUGUCAUCCUGUACCAUCUCUGGAUGCUUGUUUGAGUGAACUUCUUCGUGAGGAGCAGCAUAUGGUAACUCAGGCUGCCAUGGAACAUCGGGCUAAUGUUAGUGCACCUGUUAUUGUGGCUUAUGUAGCACAAGGGAGGAAUAAGGGUAGCGACAUGCGUGUUGUCCAGUGCUUUAGUUGUAAAGUUUUUGGCCAUAUUGCUCGGGAUUGCCCCAAGAAGUUCUGUAACUACUGCAAGAAACAAGGCCAUAUCAUCUCCGCUUGUCCCAUUCGCCUUGAAAGGAAGCAGGGUGCUGCUUAUCAUGCCUCCACUAGUGCCUCUAGCUCUGUUGCAUUGCCUGCUGUCUCGCCUGUUGUUCCUAUUCCUGCUCCUAUAGCCUUAGCAAACCCGAACACACUCACUCUUGAAAUGGUACAACAGAUUAUCAUUUAUGUUUUUUCUGCUUUUGGGCUCUCAGAAAUUAUGAUGGAACUCUGAAAAGUAACACCGCUGAUGGCAGUUCUUUGCUUAUCAGCGCUGAUCAAGUGUUAGGGAAGAUGAUCGCGAAGGGGCCUAACGUGGGACGACUAUUUCCUCUCCACGUUUCUCCUUCCACCAUUAUCCCUAGUUUUCCUUUACUUUCUUUGCAUGUAAUGUUGUUGGUUCUGGAAAUAAGAUGUGGCAUAGUCGUCUAGGCCACCCAAACUCUGAUGUACUUCGUACUUUGUUUAAUUCUGAUUUAUUGGGAAAUAAAGCAUGUUCUUCUCUUGAUCUUUC
Molecule: messenger RNA, 3476 nt
Organism: Juglans microcarpa x Juglans regia
Lineage: Eukaryota; Viridiplantae; Streptophyta; Magnoliopsida; Fagales; Juglandaceae
Exons: 3
Coding region: 2187-3197 (336 amino acids)
Molecular function (GO): nucleic acid binding; zinc ion binding
Source: RefSeq, a predicted model, not a curated record